UAUGCCUUCCAAUUAAAACUUAUGCUUUAUAUCUAAACAAGAGAAUUAGAUAAUAAUUUUCUAAUAUAAAACUCCAAACACAAUAUGGCGCGUGGGGUACAAAAUCCGAGUCAUGAAGAACACGGUCUCUGACUCACUCCCACUAACGCGGAUGCUGGCUCUUACUUACUUGCUUUUGUUUUAACGUUUCAGUUUAAUUCCCUCGUUUUCUUCAUUUUAGCUAUAUUCGAUUAUGGAUUAAGAUUUAUUUUAUCAACUGAUUCCUUCCUCUUUUGUCAUUUUCUUGCAUACCCAUUUGCCAUUAUAAAGUUAGAGAAUCGUAAUGACAACAUUUAUCUGUAUGGCUAUGGUGUUUUUGGCUUGUAAUCAAAUGGGCUUUCGUUAAAAUUUCAAAAAAAAAAAAGGUCUCUGUUCAUGAAAUGAGUUCAAGUUGUGUUAUCACAGUUAAAUUGAAAUGCAACUUUUCUUUUUUCUAAUUAGCUGUAAUUAAGUUUGAAGAUAUUUUUUUUUUCCUCAUAUGGGUUUCUUUCUUAAUUGUCAUUAUCAAGAUUUGGAUUUCAGUUCAGAGUCUCAGACCACAGAUUAAUCAAAAUACCCACCAGCUAAAUCUUGUUAUUAGGAUAAGAUAUUUUCUUAAAUAUGUCUUUAGUGCUUUGUUUCUAUGUGGGUUUAUGCUAAAUACAGUCAUUAAGUGUUGGCUUGUUACUAUUCCCAUCUCUCUGUUCAUCAAAACCAUAUAAAGAGUUCACUCUGAGCGACGAUGAAUCCCAUAGUUUUAAUCUGUCGUUUUGUGCUUUGAGCUGUAAGUGUUAAUGAAAUCUAUGUGUUUUUUAAAAAGUUGAUUCGUUAUAUAAGAGAGUGUCUGUAUAUUUAAGAUUUUGAUUUACUCAAUAGCUGUAGUGGUCGUGGUCAGUGUGAGGUUGUUAGUUGGGAUACGGAUAGUGAUUUACAAAAUGGAGAUGAAAUUGUUUAAUCAGAAAGCUAUGUCAGUUUCUGAAAUUGGAGUACACAUGGAGAGACUCUAUUCGAGCUCAUUUUCUUGUUACAGGAACCAACCUGGUCUUAAAUUUUCUCAAAGGCUCUGUUCUUGCCCAGGGGUUUCUCCGAAUAACAGAUAUCUAUCGAAAGAAGUUAUUAGCUCAGUUAAUCGGGAGAAAUUAUCAACAGAAACGUAUUUAUCUCGUUUUAAUGGAGCAAAUGGGGUGACCCAAAUGAGAGUACUUGAAGCUGUUGAUGAUGAGUAUGGUGGGGUGGUUGUUGAUCCUGAAAAAUUGCCAUCAAACCCCAAUGCUUUUGCUUAUGUGCUUCGUUCAUCUCUUUCCCAUUGGACAAUGAAGGGAAAGAAAGGAGUUUGGCUUAAGCUUCCAGUUGAACAAUCUGAGUUUGUUCCAAUUGCUGUGAAGGAGGGGUUCGAAUACCACCAUGCUGAAAGAGGAUAUGUUAUGUUGACAUACUGGAUUCCUGAAGGCCCUUCUAUGCUUCCUAGUAAUGCUUCACACCAAGUUGGGGUCGGGGGAUUUGUCAUCAAUGACCAAAAUGAGGUUCUUGUAGUACAAGAGAAACAUUGUGAUCCUGCAUUCAUUGGUCUAUGGAAAAUACCAACUGGAUUCAUUCUUGAGUCAGAGGAGAUCUUCACAGGAGCUGUGAGAGAAGUUAAGGAGGAAACUGGGAUCGACACCGAGUUCAUUGAAGUCAUAGCAUUCAGGCAUGUUCACAAUGUGGCUUUUGAAAAAUCAGAUUUAUUCUUCAUUUGCAUGAUGAGACCCCUAUCAACUCAGAUAAUAAUUGAUGAUCUUGAAAUUCAAGCAGCCAAGUGGAUGCCUUUAGUUGAGUUUGUGGAGCAACCCCUUAUACAAGAAGACUCCAUGUUCAAGAAAAUAAUGGAUAUAUGCUUAGCUCGGCUAGGAAAGCGUUACUGUGGGUUAGCUUCUCAUCAAUUGAUCUCAAAAUUUGAUGGGAAACCAUCAACAUUGUACUACAAUGUUAUGGAGACUCACAAUACCAACUGUAUAGGCAAUUAAGGUUAUUCAAAUUCACCCAGAAAAACAUGCAAAAAGAUUCAUAUCCUGUUGUUAUAGCAGCAGAUUCUUAUCCUUGGAUCUCCUUGAGUUCUGAUUUUGAGUGACCAAAGUGCUGAUACAUUGGUUUCCACGUAAGGAGUACUCAAACCAUCUUGAACAUACAUUUAACUUGUAAUUACAAUAACAAUGACUUCUCUAUAUCUAAUGUAUAUAUAGGCUUCUAUCAUCAUAUAGUAUCAUCCUUGGUCAUUCCCAUAAGAAAAAAGGCAUAGAAUUUUGUUGCUCUGUUUGUAUAUCUCUGUAUUUAUCUUUCCAAGUGUGGAGUUGGGCUAUUUUAUUUUUGUGGCCAGCAUAUGUGUUAUUGAACAAAUUAUCUUGUGUUACUCAACUCCCAAUGAUAAAACCUUUAUGUAUUUUUGUGGACUGAA
This is a messenger RNA of Cannabis sativa, 2449 nucleotides long. RefSeq names its product nudix hydrolase 8. Gene Ontology annotation, molecular function: NADH pyrophosphatase activity; ADP-ribose diphosphatase activity; NAD binding. NCBI's taxonomy places the organism in Eukaryota, Viridiplantae, Streptophyta, Magnoliopsida, Rosales, Cannabaceae. The record is from RefSeq and is a predicted model, not a curated record. The transcript has 9 exons. The coding region runs from base 954 to 2021 and encodes 355 amino acids.